AGAGAGACGCAUUAUUUUGUUGCUCUGCUUUUAGUUUAGUUUUGUUUUUUCCCUUGGUUUGUUUGGAUUUUGUUGAAUUAAAUUUGUGUUACUUCUGUUGAAAUACAAGACGCUGAGACAGCAGCAAUGCUAAGAAACUGCAACAAAAUGCACUGAUUACGAGAUAAUUCUUAGUAACAAAAAACAAAGGCGCGUCCGCUUGUUGCUGUUGCGUAUAAAAAAUAUUAAUAUUCACAAAGGCUACGCUUGUAUUAAAGCGUAUACCAUUUGUAGUGUUGAAGCUAUAUAUAAAUAAUAUAUAAUGCAUCGGAGUUGGACCUGUUGCUUGUGGCUGUUGUUGUUAAGCGCAGCUAGCGAUGCGAGCUAUAAAAAUCAGCCAACUAACUCGGAUGAAUUUGAGCUCAAGCAGAUAGCGGAUACGCUUAAUUAUAGGCAAUAUUUAAAAAAGGGCAAGGCUGAUAAGCCUUGGUUCAAUAGUCUAGACAACCCGGAUGACAUGGAGUGUGUGCGCAAAGCGCGCUGCUACAAUUCCACGCACAGGACAUGCUUCGGCACUAAGUUGCCUUACGAGCUAACCAGUCUGGAUCUCACAGAUUAUCGCAAGGAGGAGGAACUCAAUGAGGCACUUAACAGUUACUAUGCACUACGACAUGUGCCCAAAUGCUGGGCCGUAAUACAGCCAUUUCUCUGCGCCGUAUUCAAACCCAAAUGCGGGGAAGUUCAGGGUAAGGACAUGGUCUACCUGCCUUCCUAUGAAAUGUGUCGGAUUACGCUUGAGCCCUGUCGCAUAGUUUACAAUACUACAUUCUUUCCAAAAUUCUUGCGCUGUAAUGAAACCUUGUUUCCAAGCAAGUGUCACAAUGAUGUGCGCGAAAUGAAAUUCAAUGCAACGGGCAAAUGCAUGCCACCGCUAGUGCCGGCAGAUAAUGCCGCCAGCUACUAUCCGGGCAUCGAAGGCUGUGGCGUGCAGUGCAAGGAUCCUUUAUACACCGACGACGAGCAUCGACAAAUACACAAGCUUAUAGGCUAUGGUGGUAGUCUAUGUCUGCUGGCCAAUCUUUUCGUAGUGGCUACGUUUCUCAUCGACUGGCAAAAUGCCAACAAAUAUCCUGCAGUGAUUGUGUUUUAUAUUAAUCUGUGCUUUGUUAUAGCCUGCAUAGGCUGGCUGCUGCAAUUUACAUCAGGCUCACGCGAGGACAUUGUUUGCCGCAAGGAUGGCACUCUGCGUCACUCUGAGCCCACCACCGGGGAGAAUCUCUCCUGCAUUGUCAUCUUUGUGCUUGUUUACUAUUUUCUCACCGCCGGCAUGGUUUGGUUUGUGUUCUUGACAUAUGCUUGGCACUGGCGCGCCAUGGGGCAUGUGCAGGAUCGCAUUGAUAAGAAGGGUUCCUAUUUUCAUUUGGUCGCCUGGUCGCUACCCUUGGUCCUGACCAUAACCACCAUGGCUUUAAGCGAAGUUGAUGGCAGUGGCAUUGUAGGCAUCUGCUUUGUGGGCUAUAUAAAUCACGCCAUGCGCGCUGGAUUGCUGCUCGGCCCACUCUGUGGUGUUAUACUCAUCGGCGGUUAUUUUAUAACACGCGGCAUGGUGAUGUUGUUUGGACUCAAGCACUUUGCCAAUGAUAUUAAAUCCACAUCGGCUAGCAACAAGAUACAUUUGAUUAUAAUGCGCAUGGGCGUGUGUGCCUUGCUCACUUUGGUCUUUAUCCUGGUGGCCAUAGCUUGUCAUGUUACAGAGUUUAGACACUCGGCUGCAUGGGCUGAGAGCUUUAGAGCUUAUAUUAUCUGUCGCAUCACUUCAGUUUUUGAUGAGAACAGCACUUGUAAGAUUGAGAAUCGUCCUAGCGUCGGUGUGCUACAGCUGCAUCUGCUGUGUCUCUUUAGUGCUGGCAUUGUCAUGUCCACCUGGUGCUGGACGCCCUCAUCCAUAGAGACCUGGAAGCGUUAUCUAAGAAAAAAGUGUGGCAAAGAGGUUGUGGAGGAAGUCAAAAUGCCUAAGCAUAAGGUCAUUGCACAAACCUGGGCCAAGCGCAAGGACUUUGAGGAUAAAGGACGUCUCUCCAUUACGCUGUACAACACACACACGGAUCCUGUGGGCUUGAACUUUGAUGUGAAUGACUUAAACUCCUCGGAAACGAACGAAAUCAGCUCCACUUGGGUGCAUUACUUGCCGCAGUGCGUCAAACGUCGCAUGGCCUUGACGGGCGCCACGGGCAAUACCAAUUCCUCUAGUCAAGGACAAGCUGGACGCAAGAACUCACUCGACUCGGAGAUAAGCGUUAGUGUGCGUCAUGUAUCUGUUGAAUCGCGACGCAAUUCUGUCGACUCACAAGUGUCUGUAAAAAUAGCUGAGAUGAAGACCAAGGUAGCCUCACGCUCCAGGCAGCAUGGCAAGCAGGGCUGCCAGAAGCGCACGCAGCGACGCCGCGACUUUAUAGCCGCCAGCAGUGGACGUGCUAAGUAUAGCAGUGGGCGUGGUCGACGCGAGAGCAGCACUUCAGUGGAAUCGCAGGUGAUAGCCUUUGCGCAAAGCACCAAGAAGCAACAGCACAGCAGUCGACGACGCAAUGGCGGAUUGGAUCCAAGCAUCAUAAAUGAUUUCAUUCAAAAGAACGGACAGUUUAUAUUGCCAUUUCUGCAGCAUCAAGGCAUGACCAGCAGCAGCGAGGAGGAGGAUAAUUCACGUGCUUCAUUCAAAAUACAAGAUCUCAAUGUGGUGGUUAAGCAGCAGCAACAGUGCAGCGAUGAUGAUGAUGAUCAGUAUGGCGGUGGAGGCGCUACUAUAAAAGAGCUGCCCAAUAAUAAGGCAGCUGCCUUGGAGCAGUUUCUUAAGCAUAUGCAAAAGUCCCAUGAUUCACAACGUCAAUCACGCAACUCGCAACGCAGUCGCAAAUCUCGCAAGGAGCCGCAGCAAUUGGAACUGGAGCCGGCUGACAGCCACAGCGAAUUCAAACGCAACUAUGCACGUCAAUUGGCUGCGGCCAUGGAUGUGCAUGCUGACUCCUUAAGUUGUUCCUCCGUCGAAUUGGAUUUACCACUCGGCGACAUGCUGCAUAGCUCCUACUCUGGCUUGUCCACCGGCAAGCCCAAUUCACGCAAUAGCAAGACCAGCUGUGAUGUAGGCAUACAAGCGAAUCCCUUUGACAUAGCCACACAUACACUGCCACCUGUCUAUGGCAAUGAGGAACUGCAGCAGGCUAUGAGAUUGCUCAACGCAGCGAGCAGGCAGCGUCAUGAGCUCUGCGCUGAUGAUGCCACUGAGCUGCAUACGCUGCUGGGCCCACGUCAGCAUAGGGAACCCACACUCAUGAGUGAGUCGGACAAGCUCAAAAUGCUGCUGCUGCCCUCCAAGUAAGAAGCAUUUAACUUAAGUUUCUAAAACACAAAUACUUCCAUUUCAAAACGAAUUAUAAACAACGAAUACUCAUAGUUAUAGCUUAAGCUUUUGUACUUCUCUACCCGACUGUUACCUUAACUUAGUUUAUAUUAUGUAUAUUUUUAUAUACAUGUGUGUUUAUAUGUCUGUAUAUUGUUUUAAAUGUACAUUAAGUAUGAAUCCUUUUGGGUUCAGCGCACAACGAAUUCGAAAAUAAGUAAACGUCUUGUGUUAACUCAAGUGCCUACAAUUUUAAAUGUUGUAAACUAAUAAACUGAUUUUUU
Messenger RNA from Drosophila busckii, 3657 nucleotides. It is a transcript of the gene smo, whose product is annotated as protein smoothened. The transcript is spliced from 6 exons. Gene Ontology annotation, cellular component: cilium; plasma membrane; dendrite. Lineage: Eukaryota; Metazoa; Arthropoda; Insecta; Diptera; Drosophilidae. Gene Ontology annotation, biological process: smoothened signaling pathway; positive regulation of smoothened signaling pathway; commissural neuron axon guidance. Gene Ontology annotation, molecular function: transmembrane signaling receptor activity; patched binding. Bases 302 to 3352 code for a protein of 1016 amino acids. The record is from RefSeq and is a predicted model, not a curated record.